This is a messenger RNA of Marasmius oreades (fairy-ring Marasmius), 1593 nucleotides long. RefSeq lists its product as uncharacterized. The record is from RefSeq and is a predicted model, not a curated record. NCBI's taxonomy places the organism in Eukaryota, Fungi, Basidiomycota, Agaricomycetes, Agaricales, Marasmiaceae. Bases 1 to 1593 code for a protein of 530 amino acids. The transcript is spliced from 9 exons. Gene Ontology annotation, molecular function: monooxygenase activity.
AUGCUUUCUACGUCGAUGCUCGGCACCCAACUUGUUUUUCCGACAAACCAACGGUCAGAUUUAUCACGCUCGCCCGUCGUUAGAAUGAAUUACGAGCCAUUUUCACACCGUCCAUCUGAACCUUUAAAACGAGAGGGCCCUCAGCCGGAGGCAACAAAAAACUUCCUUUCAUCGAGAAUCGGUAUGACGUUUGGCAAGAUAGCAUCAGUUCCCCUCCAUUUUGUCGUUGUGGGCGGUGGUAUCACUGGAUUGACGUGUGCUUUUGGUCUUCGGCUUAUAGGGUAUUCCGUUACUAUUUUAGAGAUGAAAACCGCGCCACAUUUUCGUCAAACAACUGAGUCAGAAACUUGUCGAAUACCACCCAACUUGACUAAAAUCCUAUAUAAGUGGGGCCUAUGCGAGGCAAUCCAGGAUAUAUCUAUGCUAUGCAAGGCCAUUCACAUGCUUCAACUCGAUACAAGAGAAUAUCUAGGCGGUUAUGCAUGGGAUGACGAUCUCCUGUCGGAAACGGAAGGAGAAUUAGCAUUUGUACAACACGCACAGUUAUGGGAACUGCUUUAUCGUAUUGCCAUACGCUCUGGUGUCGACUAUCGCUUCAACGGGGAAGUCGUCUGUGUUGAUCCUGCACAAGCCGUUGUAACCCUCAAAUCUGGGGAGGUUGUUGAGGGCGAUGUAGUCGUAGGCGCUGAUGGCCUCGAUGGGAUAUGUCUACAAUACAUGAAGUACUCAGACACCCUCCUCGGUGACACAGGCGUUAAGAUGAUCAAUGUUACUACAUCGAAGCAAGUCAUUUUGGAUCAAUUGAACGUCGUUUCUCCGUCCGAGUCCCAUGUCGCAGAUAUGUUCGUUUGGAUGGGAAACGGACUUUCGAUUAUGGGUUUACCGAUUGUUCGACCCGAUACCUAUAACCCUGAUAGCAACACGUACGCGAAAUUUUGCGAAAAUAAUCCCGACUUCUAUAUUUCCAUCUAUGCCUAUAACGAUUUACACUCGAGGGAUUUGCAUGAUUUCGAGUCCAGGGGCAAAAACAUACCACUGCGUGGGGUGUUACCGGAGUGGGUCAACGGCAGACUUGUUAUCAUAGGUUCGGCGGCACAUCCCCUUCCUCCAGGCUCAUUGCAGGCUCAUGCGUUAGCCGUCGAGGACGGUGCAGUUCUCGCAAGGUUGUUCUCACACCUGAGUUCGGCGAAUCAAAUAGACGAUCUUUUACGUGCUUUUCAAACCGUCCGACAACCUAGAUGUGAUGAAAUUCACACUAGGGAGUACGGGAUCGUCUUCUUCAUGACUAUGUCGCCCGGCCCAGAAGAAGAAUACCGGGAUCAUGCGCUUCGUGUCAGGCGGGAUGCAUGUUCUUCGAUUAUCAGCGGCAAUUUGGAUCUGAUAGGGACGAUGGAAGAAAGAGAGGUUAGGGAUAUCUUUGGUUAUGAUGCUCUGGAAGAGGCGGACCAAUGGUGGGCGGGUUGGGGUAUCUGCCGCGAAAGAUCCGAAACAAGUACCCCAGGAAGUCUACUACUUGGAACCCUCCAUGGGAAACGCCUCGUGGUGGAAGUCGAGAGAUCAAAAUCGGUGACAGUUCUUCCACUUUUCCCUUGA